GCAUUCGACCUGUCCAUAGUCAUUCAAUUAUGACCAAAUUGUUUAGGAUAUACGGAAUGAUGGUUUUUGCGUUGAUCUAUAGCCUACUGUAGAAAUAUCUUGCCCUGGAAAUAAAAUCGUGGAUCCUUCGUAGUAGCUAGGGUCUGGAAAUACCCAGUGGGGUGAUGCAUGGUGCAGUGAAGCAAAGAUAUAUCAAGUGGAAUGACUCGCGCAUGGAUUGAGCUCAACAAAAGACGGAUCAAAAGGACUCCAUUGAUACGCAUAUCGUUAUGGACUGAAUAUGAGCAUUCUGAUUUAUAAGAGGAGUCCGCUUUCGAGAGUCGAUUCGCGCUUGUACUUCCAACACUCGGGUCGGUUACGCAUGGUAAGGAUCAUAGCUCAGUCCAUUAUAUGGCGGUUGGGCGCGGGGAUAAAGUGUCCGCAGGAGGGAGUACAUAGAGGCGUUAUGUUAUGAUCCCGCACGCCCGCGCUCGCGGCACCCUCGAUGCUAAAAUUGUUGCCAUUGGUUGCACAGGGCAUCCAUCGUUGAUCAUAAGGGGUUAAGGGACCCCGGAGAUUCAUUUUUCAGGUGACGGUAGCGCGCCUGAUGGGCUUGCACUUGAUCUAUCCACGCCACGUUCAUGCAUGAUGGCCGGAUAAAUACCUCCAGUAUAUAAAGCGUGUCUUCAUUGGUGUCAACGCGUGGAAUGGAAUUGGAGACAGUAUUGAGUUUCUUAACAUUCCUGCUCUGUGAACAUAUAUUAUGAGCAUCAUGGCUUCGAUCUGGACAUGCUAGGCAUCCAGGCUCAUCCUUUGUGAAAUGAUAUCGCAGGGAGAAACACAAUGCAUGGUUUAGUGUGAUUGAUUUAGACAUAUGUCAAUGCCUACCUGCCUUGAUUUAUUCUAGACGGUCAACAUGGUUGAUGACAUCAAUUUUUAUGAUAGGCAUAUACAUUUCAAUAUAUGAAGAUCAUCAGUCAUCCGUGGCCGUGGUGUGAUAGAACCGGAUUUCGCGUGUUCGUGGUUAGAGGUCGACAGCCAACAGAAGAUUGGAACCUUGCUGGUAUCACUUUCAAUAUCUCAUAUUUUGCUAUCACUUGACCGGGCACUAUAGUUUGACCUAUACUUUAUAUUGGAUGAUUAUACAUGUACAACAUUCGUAUGGCAAUCGGGAAGAGCCAUAUGAUCACCGUAUUUCACAACUAGACCACCGUCGCUGUAGGUGGACUUGGUAUCCAGGCAGAAAGUAUCGGGAAAAUAUAUGGACAUUGUAUCUUUUUGCGCAAUCUCAUUUGAAAUGUACAUUGAACUGCUGGUAACUGAUAUAUUAUCAACCUUUUUCCGCCACAUCUGUAUGAUCAAUGAACGCCUUAUUUCGACAUUUAUACAUGAAAUGGGUAAAGCUUGAAUAGAAGAUUUGAUGUUGAUUGGUGUAAUUUGCACUAGUCUAUUUGAAUCUUUUCCUCUCUAAGUGGGGGCAAGAAAGACUUUUCCACUAUUUUACCAGGGAAAAAAUGUCUGCUAAUAUAAUAAUCACAACUCUGAUGACUUAGGCCUACUGCAAAGUUUGGAUAAUAAUGAUAUAUACGUAAAUGGGAAGUACAUUGACUAUGCGUUAAUUUAUGAUCACUAAUAGCGAAACAGAAGAUUGGAGACAUGAUUAUCAUUGAUAAUUUUACCUCGCAUUGGACUAAUAUGUGACCAUGGAUGAUGGAGUUUCUAAUGAUCUGGCAUUACCUCGUAUACUUGUUAUAUACCACAAGGUCUGGAUGAUAAUGUAUCAAGGGGACGAAUUAAUUUCAUUUGCGGAUGAUCACCGCUGUUCACAAGCAAGGACAUAGUUGGGUAACAGCAAAAGAGGAGAUUGGAUCCGACAUUAUUGUAUGUGCACUAUAUUGCGAAGUGACAUUAUGAUAGUAGAAUUGUUCACUAUCUUAGCGUGGAUGAUUUGAAGUUUGGAAGAUGAUACAUCGAUUCAAAGGAUAACCGUUUGAGUUGUGGUUACCGCAUAUGGGGUAAUCACACCUCACAUAAGUGGUAAGAACAUAUCUGGCGUGAGGACUUAUCUCGCGUAAGGACACAUUUUGCGUAAGGUAAUAUCUCGCGUAAGGACACAUUUUGCGUAAGGUAAUAUCUCGCGUAAGGACAUAUUUCGCAAAGGACAUAUCUCGCGUGAGGACUUAUCUCGCGUAAGGACACAUUUUGCGUGAGGUAAUAUCUCGCGUAAGGACAUAUCUCGCGAAGGGCAUAUCUCGCGUGAGGACAAGGGUUGGAUUGGAUCAUUGCCGAGUGACAUUAAACAACAAUAGAUUUUUAAACAAAGGAUAAUCAUGAACAUCUCAAUUUCUACUCACUUGCAACUCAUGAUGAGGGUCAUGGCCAAGCAUUUCCUGAAGAGGAGCAUUUUGGCCGGUGUUUUCCUAGUGUCGACUGUUCUAUGUAUAUAUUCCCUGAGUCUUCUCAAUGGAUCCGCUAUAGACAAGAACACUCAACACCUUGGUGUACAGAGGAGUAAACUAUUCGAUCUGAACUACAACCAAUAUUCAUCAACAGGAAAGGCGGGAACGCAAAGACCAUACGACGGUUAUUAUGGCGACGGUUAUAACGUGAGGAACAUCCCGCCAAAUCUAUUCAAACUCGCGCCAGAGGUAUUCGACGCCAUCCCUGAGACUUUUCUGCCAAGCUUCAAGAAUCCUUGCUUCUUCUACCGGGGAGUUGUCCCGUCAGGUCUUCGGUGUCUGCCCUACUUCUACCUCAUCGGGAUGCAGAAAUGUGGUUCGACUGAUCUGUGGGAGAAGAUCAAUGCCCAUCGAGAGAUCCAGCAUAAUGACAAAGAACCUCAUUGGUGGGCUAGAUACAGAGUCAGGGAACUCCCUCCAGACUACAGUUUCAACGUAACCACGCCCCUCUCGUUGUCAUGGUAUCUUAACGUCAUGUCGUAUCGGAUCGUGCCCAAGUUGUUAAACAAUCCUAUCAUGGCUAACUGGCUGGUAGUCGGUGACGGAUCAACAUCUACUCUGUGGGAUAACGCAUGGCAACAAUCGUCCAAUCGGAUAGACGGACCAGAAUACGUCAUCGCUGACGUCAUCAAGGAGGUUCAACCAAAUGCGAAGUUCAUAGUCGUUCUUCGUAACCCAACUGAUAGGGUUUAUUCUGACUACCUUUUCUUUGGGAACGAGGAUGACCAGUUUAUUUCAAAGCGUCACUUUCACGAGAUAGUUGACGAGGGCAUAAGAAGAUACCAACGCUGUACACAAAACAUGAGUAGCCGUGCCUGUACCUAUGCCCACGGGACGCAGAGUUCUCGUCUUCUCUUGGGCAACUACGCUGUCUUCCUUCGUGAUUGGCUAAGAAUAUUCCCACGUGACCAAAUACUGGUCUUGCGAUUGGAGGACUGGCAGAGCCGGUGUACCAGCAAACUGAGAGAGAUAUAUCGCUUUUUAGAAUUAUCGCCAUUAAAGCGUUCGGGCUUAUCCUUCAUUUGCGGUGCAGAGAAAAUCAGGACAAACGCCCAGAUGAAGAAACGCGUUGGAGAAAUGUUGGAUGAAACAAGGACGUUAUUGAAUAAUUUCUAUUCACCUAUGAACGCUGAGCUCAGUGAACUUUUGAACAGCACGAAAUUUUUAUGGAAUGACGUCACCCACUUACCUGAUGUAGCCAUAGAUCAUGGGCAAGCGUUGGGGAGCAGAAGAUUUCCAUGAAACCAUUACACUCCGCAAUAUGCAUAGUAUUCAUAUAUUAACACCAUCCAGUCACCAAUAGUAGCUGGGCUACUAUGUCUUGUUGAAUAAUUUCUAUUCCAUGAAAUCAUUUUCCCCCAUGAUAUUGUAUUCAUAUACAUCAUCCAGUCAUCAAUUAUAGCUGGGCUACUUGUUGAAAAAUAUUCAGAGCUCGAUGAACUUUUGAAUGGAACGACAAUCCUGUGGAACGACGUUACCGUUGAUGAUCUGUGACGUAAUCAUAAGGACUAUUAGCUAUUUAAUCAAAGAGCUUAGACAAGUAUUGAAGGACAAGGGAUUUCAAUGAAUAUAGUGUCUCGAUGAUAUUCAUACAUUUCGUUCAUCAGGUCAUUAGCAUAGCUUACCCAGUUGUAAAAUAUUUUCUACUCAUCUAUGAACGCAGAGCUUGAUGAACUUUUGAAUGGUACGAGAUUUCUAUGGAAUGACGUCAUGCAUUGAUAAUGACGUCAUUAUUAGGACUAACCUUUAUGCAAAGAGCUUGUACAAUCGUUGAUGGACAAGGGAAUUCUCUGAAGAUAGCGCUUCGAUGAUAUACCAUCAACAAGCCAGGUCACCAUUGACGGCUUAGUUUUCACCAUCGAUAUCUAAAAGCCGGAUAGAGCUACAACCCGCUCAUUUGAGGCCAUUCAAGUACUCUAAAAGGUCAGACGCGCACAAUCAUAGUUACACACUUUUUUGCGUGUGCGUGUAAAUGUUGUUUUAUACGCGUUGGUAUGGCCCCAUAUACUGUAAAUUGUGUCUUGGAGUACUUUUCCUUCAUUGAACGUUGUGCGUGCGACAGCGUAUAACGAGCCCCUUCCAGCUUUUUCAUAUCGAUGGUUUGCGUGUUAGCCCGGAUGUUGAAUUAAUCCUGUAGGCUAGCUGAGAUAACUCAAGUUAGAUAUAGAUCUGCAUGAGUUAGGUUUGUAGAUUCUUAAGAAUCACGUGAUUUAUGUGGAAUCAUGUGACUCAAAGCUUAAAACGAAAAAUCACCAAUAUGAUCAGUGAUAUGAACUAGCUUACUGUGUGUCUUCUAACUAUAUAGUUCAGAUUUGAAAUAAGAUUAGGUGGCCACGCCCAUUCGAUUCUAGAAUAAUCAUAACAAAAUUUAGGUAUUGUGUUGUUAUUGAUGUUUUAGUUCGUCUAUGCAAUUAAUGUGUGUCUGCUAUCCGGGUAUCAUUUUCAAUAAACACACAGUCAGGGAUUUUAACCGACACCUUUCCCCCCACCCAAUCAGAUGCAAGGAUGUCAGUAACUUAAAACAAAUAGACAGUGGAAUUAAAUCAGUGAAAUUCUACACUAAUAUCUGUGUAUGGGGUCGAUAAUCCUUUAUCAGCACCAGGUUAAGGAAAAAAAUUGUUUGUAUCUCUAUUUCGACGCCACAUGCAUACGACUUGGUGAGAGACACCUCUUCCGCUCCGUGAAAACAGUGAUAUGGUUGUGUUCAUACCGAUAGUUCUUGAUAGUUCUAAUCAAAGUUAAGUACAAAUCUCAUUGCUAAAUUACUGAAAUAAAUAAAAUUAUGGUGAAAAUGUUUA
Molecule: messenger RNA, 5236 nt
Organism: Lytechinus pictus (painted urchin)
Lineage: Eukaryota; Metazoa; Echinodermata; Echinoidea; Temnopleuroida; Toxopneustidae
Product: carbohydrate sulfotransferase 15-like
Exons: 9
Coding region: 2310-3680 (456 amino acids)
Biological process (GO): hexose biosynthetic process
Molecular function (GO): N-acetylgalactosamine 4-sulfate 6-O-sulfotransferase activity
Source: RefSeq, a predicted model, not a curated record